Molecule: messenger RNA, 650 nt
Organism: Microtus oregoni (creeping vole)
Lineage: Eukaryota; Metazoa; Chordata; Mammalia; Rodentia; Cricetidae
Gene: Thap8
Product: THAP domain containing 8
Exons: 3
Source: RefSeq, a predicted model, not a curated record
GAAGGAAGGAUGGGCGACGCGGGAGCCUCAGAAUAGGCUGUGAGCAUGAGAAAGUCAGCCUGGGUGGGAGGUUCCCACUGAAGGGUGGUCCCAGGCUCCAGUCCUAGCCAUGGCACAUGGGCCGUGAGCACUGGGUACCCAGCUGCCACCGCUGCUUGUGCUGCUUGCACAGUGAGCGUUUCUCACCCUCGUGCUUCCAGGGGCGAUGGGGAGUUGGUCACCUGCGGCCUGAUGUCCUGCUCUCCAUCUCCCAGGUACCAGCUGACAAGAGCCAGAUAAGAACCAGAAGCACCGAGAUGCCUGUGGCACUGCCUCUUCCUCCAGGGCAGGAGGUUUCAUCCACUCCUCUGGAGCUCAGCAGCAUGGCCUCUGGCCCUGUGCAUUUCAUGGUACUGGGACCCCACAUCAGAGACCAUGCUCCUGACCCCUUGUCCCUCCCGCAUGCUUCCACAGGGCCAAGACCUUUAGUUCCUGACCGGCCCCCACAAGCUGGGCUGGAAGCUACUCUUGGGGCACUGCAACAGAGAGUUCACAGGUUAUAGAGGCGCCAGGAGUGGCACCAGGCACAGCUGCCAUCUUUGGAACAGCUGGCAUAGCAGCUGCACGGGGAGAGCCUGCUGGCCUGCACACACAAUGAUCCAUUGUGCUGA